Messenger RNA from Lottia gigantea (owl limpet), 333 nucleotides. RefSeq lists its product as hypothetical. The annotation marks the transcript as partial. Gene Ontology annotation, biological process: regulation of transcription by RNA polymerase II; developmental process. The transcript is spliced from 2 exons. Lineage: Eukaryota; Metazoa; Mollusca; Gastropoda; Lottiidae. The record is from RefSeq and is a predicted model, not a curated record. Gene Ontology annotation, molecular function: DNA-binding transcription factor activity, RNA polymerase II-specific; protein dimerization activity; RNA polymerase II transcription regulatory region sequence-specific DNA binding.
AUGCCCCGUAGAAGAAAAGAAGACCAAGAACGGGAAGAUAAAUUUGUGAAACCAGUUCAGAGAAAUGCCGCCAAUGCAAGGGAAAGAUCUCGAAUGCGUGUUUUAAGUAAAGCAUUUGGAAAAUUAAAAACGACAUUACCGUGGGUACCAGCUGAUACAAAACUUUCAAAAUUAGAUACGUUACGACUUGCGUCUAGUUAUAUAGCACAUCUACAGCAGAUAUUAGCUGCGGAUUUCGACACGAUUCAGCAUUCUUACGUUCAUCCUCUUAAUUUGACUUGGCCGUUUACAUUUAAUGGUCGAAUGGUGACAGGCGGUGACGGAAGCUCACAA